UCCGUAUUGUCAAUCGAUGUGUGAAAACCCGUCUGAGUUCAUUACAGUCGUGUUUGGGAAAAAUAAGUGCAAGUUUGCUAAAAAUAGCAGUGCCUUAGUGUGAUUCGCAAGUUUUCUUCCGAUCCAUCUGUUCACCAUCAAAGAGUUUUUUUCCUUCACUGUGUAAGUGAAGGAUUAUCAAAACGGCUUCCGAAAAGCUAAACCCGUCUGAGCAGAAAAAUUACGACAGCAUGUAUCAAUCGCAGGGCGGCGGUUACCCGCAAGGUGGUUACCCUCAAGGCGGCUACCCCCAGGCUGGUUACCCCCAGGCUGGUUACCCCCAGGCUGGUUACCCGCAGGCUGGUUACCCUCAAGCAGGAUACCCUCAAGGGGGGUAUCAACCACCACCACCGCAACCCGGUUUCCAACCUAGCGGAUAUGGAGAGGGUUUUGGGCAACCACCUUACGGGGGUCCAAACAGCAGUCUCGGGGAAGAUGGCGACGUCAAGGGGUUCGAUUUCAACGAACAGAGCAUCCGGAAGUCUUUUAUUAGAAAGGUGUACUCCAUACUGAUGUGUCAGCUGCUGGUGACGCUAGCUUUCAUCACCCUGUUCGUGUACCACGAGCCGACCAAACUCUGGGUUCGCACCCACACCUUCAUGUUCUGGAUCGCUUUCGCCAUAAUGCUGGUGUGUCUGAUCGCCAUGGCGUGCUGCGACGGUGUGCGGCGCCAGGCUCCAAUGAACUUCAUCUUCCUGGCCAUAUUCACUGUCGCUGAGAGCUUCAUGCUUGGAGUUACCAGCAGCAUGUACCAGAGCGAUGCGGUGAUGAUGGCAGUAGGUAUAACGGCAGCUGUAUGCCUCGCACUGACUCUGUUCGCGGUUCAAACCAAAUGGGACUUCACUGCCAUGGGCGGGAUACUUCUCUGCGCUACCGUUGUUCUGCUGCUUUUUGGCAUCAUCGCAAUAUUCGUACGAGGCAAAACGAUGACACUUGUGUACGCGUCCCUCGGCGCCAUGAUCUUCUCGCUCUACCUGAUCUACGACACCCAGCUGAUGAUGGGCGGAAAGCACAAGUAUAGCGUCUCGCCCGAGGAGUACAUCUUCGCUGCACUGAACCUGUACCUCGACGUGAUCAACAUCUUCCUCUACAUCCUCACCAUCAUCGGAGCUACGAAGGAUUAAAAAGUAUUUGUAUGUUUUUAUUGAUUUAUAUUUCGUCUUAUGUAUUUAUUUAUUACACGAUCGAGGCAAUUAUUGCACGGUCGCAUUUUCUGCCUCGUGCAUUACAGCUCAGUCCUGGUGAGAUACCCAGCUUUCUGGGGGGGAAAGCUUGGGUUAUGCGGGAUUCUUACCAACUAAAACCCCCCUUGGUGCCCACCCUCGGCACGUAUUGGGAAGGCAACGGGUUGCGUAGUGUGAGAUUUUCAACUUUCAUUUACUUGUUCGAUCGCGUAACAGUUAACUACGACUUGUAUGGAAUCGAAGGAGCGCCAUCUACUUACAAUACUAAGAAACAAUAGUGUCUAAAAACGCCAUCUAGUUAUAAUACUAGGAAACAGUGGUGUCACUUAAUACCAAAUAAAUCUUUGUUAACUUUUGAACAAGUUAACGUGGGUAGAAAAUCUCACUGGACAGUGUACACCUUGCUGAAAUUUAGUUAUAUUAUCGCUUGCCCGUUCGCCUUGUUUUAUUGUAUGGCCUAAGUGAAAAUGCGUUCAAAAAUAUUGGUCAAAAACACUUAAGGUGAAAGCGCUUAUACAAUUACAAGAUUUUAAGCUUUAUAGGAGGAUUCUUAAAACGCUUCUGAACAUGUAGAAAAUCUUAAGCGGUCGGGGAACCGCCGUUCUCCAUGUAACUAAACAGUAUUAGCGCUUAACGACAAUAUGCGAAAGGAACGACUCGCAUACAGAGGGCGUAACGCUUUUUUCUUACGUGACGAUAUUUCCAACUAGUAACUCGCCAUAAGGAACUUGAACACAAAAAAAAGUCUUGUCUUCGAGUUGAAGUCGCAUAACAAACCCCCCCCCCCCCCCCAGUUACCGCGUAACGUGUACUUAGUACCGUCAGCAUAAUCCGCUCGCACGUGUGUCCAAUAAGUAGCAAUAAAAAUAAACAAACACUAAAUAUUUUUUGUUAUUUAAAAAAAAUGAUUUAUUAUUUCACCCAAAGCAAUUAGUGUAUUAAUGAAGCUAUAAUAAUUUUUGUUUUCUUUAAUACAAUUUUUUUUAUAUUUUAUCAUCCCAACUUUACAAUGUCUACAGGAUAGGUUAGUUUUGUCGUAAUUUCCACAAAAAUCAAUGAAAUGUUACAUUCCACGGACUACAACAUUACUAGCUAUCUAUAUUAUUAAUUGACUGAUUAGUAAAAAACACGUCAAGUGCGAGCUGUAUUUAACCGUACCACAGACAAUAAAGUCGCUUUUCUAAAUCAUGAGUCGAGGUAAAGUUGAGUCAUUCUUCAGUUCAACUCAAACUUUCUGAAGCAAUGUAGCUUCUCACAAAGCUGAAUCUCGAAAGUUAAAUUAAACCGAGGUUCGUUUGCCAUCAGAGUAGCAAAGUUACCCCGAUUUAAUGUACCUUGUUACCAGUCCUAACCUCGACUGAUUAUAUGUU
Pararge aegeria (speckled wood butterfly) is the source of this 2593-nucleotide messenger RNA. RefSeq names its product protein lifeguard 1-like. Gene Ontology annotation, cellular component: membrane. The record is from RefSeq and is a predicted model, not a curated record. The transcript is spliced from 8 exons. Bases 231 to 1163 code for a protein of 310 amino acids. NCBI's taxonomy places the organism in Eukaryota, Metazoa, Arthropoda, Insecta, Lepidoptera, Nymphalidae.